Messenger RNA from Arabis nemorensis, 276 nucleotides. NCBI's taxonomy places the organism in Eukaryota, Viridiplantae, Streptophyta, Magnoliopsida, Brassicales, Brassicaceae. The record is from the annotation of a GenBank genome assembly.
AUGACGAGCCUGAUAUGGUUAACAGCACAAGAGGCUGCAAAGAACAGGGGAAAUGUUCUUUCCUUGUACCGCCAACUACUAAGGAGUCUUAACUCACCAAAAUUGCAGCUUAGUUACGCGUCAAGACUUGCAAAGAAAGCUGAGGUUAAGACCAUCUUCUUGUUUGGCUCUGAGGAAAUUUCAAAACACAAUGUUGCUGAUCUCAUCCAUACUGCUGAAUAUGCUCUUUCCCAGUUGAAACAAGGCAAAAUCCCCAACAACACUACUCAGUAUUGA